Molecule: messenger RNA, 1048 nt
Organism: Musca vetustissima
Lineage: Eukaryota; Metazoa; Arthropoda; Insecta; Diptera; Muscidae
Product: ribonuclease H2 subunit A
Exons: 1
Coding region: 1-1047 (348 amino acids)
Biological process (GO): mismatch repair; DNA replication, removal of RNA primer
Cellular component (GO): ribonuclease H2 complex
Molecular function (GO): RNA-DNA hybrid ribonuclease activity; RNA binding
Source: RefSeq, a predicted model, not a curated record
AUGCCUCCGAAAAAGAUUAAAAUCAAAGAAGAACCAAUUAACGAUACCAUCAAUAAUGAAGAAAAUGAGAGUGAAAAAGAAAACGAAGAAACUAUAGAAGGUAUUGAUAAAAUAAAUUCACUUAAAUCACUGGGACCAUUUAUUGCCUCCAAGGAUAAUGCCAGAAAUACGGUGUACUUUUCCGAUAUACCACAAGUGUGUAAAGAUGAGCCGUGUAUGCUGGGUGUUGAUGAAGCUGGUCGAGGUCCAGUGCUGGGACCUAUGGUAUAUGGCAUUGCCUUCUGUCCAAUCACGAGUAAACAAGCCCUAAUUGAUUUAGGUUGUGCCGAUUCCAAACAAUUGACCGAGGAGAAACGUGAUAUCAUAUUCGAUGACAUUAAUACCAAGGAAUAUGCCAAUACAUGUAUUGGAUGGGCCGUUGAAAUCAUCUCACCAAAUGUGAUUAGUACGAGUAUGUUUCGGCGGGCAAAGUGUUCGCUGAAUGAGGUGUCCAUGAAUUCGGCCAUUGGCUUGAUACACGCUGCCGUUGAUCAUGGUGUUAAUAUUGCCGAAGUCUAUGUCGAUACGGUGGGUCCACCCGAAAAAUAUCAAGCAAAAUUACAAGCGAUUUUCCCACAAUUUAAAAUAACUGUUGCGAAAAAAGCUGAUUCGACAUAUCCCAUUGUUUCGGCGGCUAGUAUUUGUGCCAAAGUUAGUCGUGAUCAUGCUCUAAAGGUUUGGCAAUUUCCUGAAGGUUUAACACUUAAAUCAAAUGAUUUUGGUAGCGGUUAUCCUGGUGAUCCGGUUACAAAGCGUUUCCUGUCGGAAAAUAUUGAUUUGGUAUUUGGUUUUCCACGGCUGGUGCGAUUUAGUUGGUCCACGGCGGAAAAUGCUCUGGCCGACAAGGCAUAUGAUAUGGAAUUUGAUGAACCCGAUUCCGAAAAACCAAAAUAUGCUGGUCCAAAAUUAACGAAAUUCUUCAAAGGUACCACCAAAGAUGGAGAAGUUAAGAGAGAACAAUGUCGCCUGCUAAAGGAGCGAUUUUUGGAUAGUUGUGUAGAUUUUUAAG